This is a messenger RNA of Encephalitozoon cuniculi GB-M1, 285 nucleotides long. RefSeq lists its product as uncharacterized. The transcript has a single exon. The coding region runs from base 1 to 285 and encodes 94 amino acids. The record is from RefSeq and is marked provisional. NCBI's taxonomy places the organism in Eukaryota, Fungi, Microsporidia, Unikaryonidae.
AUGCAGAGGGCUAAAGAGAUGUCGAUGGAAAAGUGUUUACUUCUGGCCAUGGCUAUCUCCAUAUGUCUGGCCAGGAUGUAUGUUGCUAUGUCUCUUCUGGGAUAUGUGGUUCUUCAGUGCAUCGUGGUGUGUUUGUUUAUCCUCUCUGUGUCCAUCUACGGGGCGCUCAGAAUAAGGAAUGGUGAUAAGGAAAACAAGAUCUAUGCCGAAAGAGUUGCGCGCUAUGACGCCCUUGACAGCCUCAACAAGAUGGAGGAGCCAUGCCAAGGCACUCCCAAAGAAUAA